Etheostoma spectabile (orangethroat darter) is the source of this 6242-nucleotide messenger RNA. RefSeq names its product UDP-N-acetyl-alpha-D-galactosamine:polypeptide N-acetylgalactosaminyltransferase 12 (gene galnt12). The record is from RefSeq and is a predicted model, not a curated record. Gene Ontology annotation, biological process: protein O-linked glycosylation. Gene Ontology annotation, molecular function: polypeptide N-acetylgalactosaminyltransferase activity. The transcript is spliced from 10 exons. Gene Ontology annotation, cellular component: Golgi apparatus. NCBI's taxonomy places the organism in Eukaryota, Metazoa, Chordata, Actinopteri, Perciformes, Percidae. The coding region runs from base 595 to 2328 and encodes 577 amino acids.
AACUCAACUUCAAGUAGCCCGGAGGCAAACUUUAUGCUGUGAUAUGAAGAGCAGUAGCUAACCCUACAUGGUUUAGCAAGACAACGUCAGUAGUUGGACACACAAGACUGAGUUCGGCUUGAAAUGUGUCUUUUUGAUUGUAAAAUAUUUUAAACGCAUACUAAACUAGACAGUGGGCGUUUUUUUGAUUUGACCUAGCUAGAUUUGUUUUGUUUCCAGUGGGAGGCUAGUUAGGUUUAGCUCCAGCUAAUCCAAGGAGAUAACUAAUCCGAGGGUGGUAAUCCUUUCACACUUCAUUUCAGCAAACCGUUAAAGAGAGCCGAGGAGGACUGUCUAGAUAAAGACGUUAAGUGUCUGCUCAACAAGUAACUUAGCUAACCAAAACUCACAGACUUAGUAGUUGGACAUUUCUCAGACGGCAAAUAAACCUAAUUUAAGUAAAGUAAAAAGAAUGUGGAGUAAACUUGAAGUCGUCAAACGGAAACGUGACGAGGCUGGUAAAGGGUCACUACUCCGAUAGUUGCCAGCGCAGGGCAGUUUCUGUCAGGGCAUGCGACUCCAACCCAAGUUUGCAACAAGGAAGGAAGCGACACGAUGGCACACUGCGGAAGAAGGAAUCGACCCAAGUUACUUUUGUUUUUCUUUGGUGUUACUUUAGUGGGAUAUCUGAUAUUUCUCAGACACAAUUCUGCGGACGUGAGCGCGACAAAUCGACGAGAGGUCCCCGAAGAUCGAGAGCUGGAUGAUAAAGAGCUAAAGAAACCCGUCUACGAGAGGCUCUCUUUGGAUUUGAAUGCCCUGGGUGAAAUGGGCAGAGCCGUCAGACUGAACCUGAACGCAGAGGAGAAAAGGAAAGAGGAGCAAAGCAUACAAAAGCAUCAGAUUAACACGUAUGUCAGUGAUAAAGUGUCGCUACACCGGAGGCUGCCAGAGAGAUGGAACCCUCUUUGCAGAGAGCUGAAGUAUGACUACCGGUCCCUGCCGACAACCUCCGUGGUCAUUGCCUUCUACAACGAGGCCUGGUCCACCCUGUUGAGGACGGUCCACAGCGUGCUGGAGACAUCACCCGACGUCCUGCUGAAAGAGGUGGUGCUGGUGGACGACUAUAGUGAUAGAGCUCAUCUGAAGGAGCCACUGGAGAAGUACAUCUCAGGACUGAGGAAGGUGCGUCUUAUCCGGGCCACCAAGAGGGAGGGGUUGGUGCGGGCCAGGUUGCUCGGGGCGUCCAUUACCACGGGUGAUGUGCUGACCUUCCUGGACUGUCACUGCGAGUGCCAUGAAGGCUGGUUAGAGCCCCUGCUCCACAGGAUCAAAGAAGAGCCGUCGGCUGUGGUGUGUCCUGUCAUUGAUGUGAUCGACUGGAACACCUUUGAGUAUUUAGGGAACUCUGGCGAACCCCAGAUUGGGGGGUUUGAUUGGCGGUUGGUCUUUACCUGGCACUCUGUCCCAGAUUAUGAACAGAAACGCCGUCGCUCGCCCAUUGAUGUCAUCAGAUCUCCUACUAUGGCAGGUGGCCUGUUUGCUGUGAGCAAGAACUACUUCCAUUACCUGGGGACAUACGACACAGGGAUGGAGGUGUGGGGAGGAGAGAACCUGGAAUUCUCUUUUAGGAUUUGGCAGUGUGGGGGCAGCCUGGAGGUUCACCCAUGCUCCCAUGUGGGUCAUGUGUUCCCUAAAAAGGCCCCUUACUCACGAAGCAAAGCCCUGGCAAACAGCGUGAGAGCCGCUGAGGUCUGGAUGGAUGAAUACAAAGAGGUCUACUACCAUCGAAACCCCCACGCACGACUGGAGGCCUUUGGAGAUGUGAGCAAGCGGAAGAAGCUCAGAGAGGAGCUGGGCUGUAAGAGCUUCAAGUGGUAUCUGGAUAAUGUUUACCCUGAUAUUCAUGUCCCAGAGGAUCGGCCAGGCAUGUUUGGGAUGUUGAAGAACCGCGGCAAGACUCAAUAUUGUUUUGACUACAACCCAGUAGAUGAACACAAAGUGGUGGGCCAACGGGUCAUCCUCUACCCGUGUCACGGCAUGGGUCAGAACCAGUUCUUUGAAUACUCCACGUACGGUGAGAUCCGCUAUAACACAAGGGAACCUGCUGGAUGCGUUGUGGGUGACAACAUCAGCACAUACCUGACUCUCCAGUUGUGUAAAAAAAGGGGGCAGCAAGUACCUCCAGACCAGAAAUUUGUCUUCAGAGAGGACGGGACCCUGUACCACGCGGUGAGCCAGAAGUGUGUUCAGGCGGUAGACAAGACCGACAACGGGACACCAGCCCCGUCCCUCCAACCCUGCUCUGACAGCCUCCACCAAAAGUGGUUCUUUGAGGAGAAAAUGUAAUAGUAUCAACCUAAAAUAUAUGUACAAAUUUAUUUUUAUUCAGAUUUCCUGAGGAGCGAUAUGGGAGGAUUGAAUUGUGAAAGGGGUUGGGUCCCCUUUUUUAGAGUGACAGUGGACAGACAGGUUCAUUGGGAGAGAGAUGGGGGAUGACACACAGCAAAGGACUCAUGGGGGGCAUGCUCUUACUGGGUGAGCAUGAGGUCGCCCCGCUAAGUCUUUUUUUAUUUGUUUGCCUUGCCCUGAAAGGAGCCCAAAGGAAGAAGCUUCCAUGCUCCCUUCUAAACGUCAACCUUUGCACAUUUUUGUACCAGCUGGAUUUAAUGGAUCAAUAGAAAAUGAUACUGAGUGACCAGUACUUACUUUCUGAAGUACUUUAAAUAUAUACAAGUGAGGGGAAAAAAAGUAUGUGAUCCCCCGCUGAUUUUGUACGUUUGCCCACUGACAAAGAAAUGAUCAGUCUAUAAUUUUAUUGGUAGAUUUAUUUGAACAGUGAGAGAUGUUUCCCAGUGAGAUUCCCUCAGCCAGCGCAUUGAAAAUGCGUGGAUGGGUAUUCCAGCAUGACAAUGACCCAAAACACACGGCCAAGGCAACAAAGGAGUGGCUCAAGAAGAAGCACGUCAAGGUCCUGGAGUGGCCUAGCCAGUCUCCAGACCUUAAUCCCAUAGAGAAUCUGACUUGGAGAAGAUCUUCAAAGAGGAGUGGGACAAAAUCCCUCCUGAGAUGUGUGCACACCUGGUGGCCAACUACAAGAAACGUCUGACUUCUGUGAUCGCCAACAAGGGUUUUGCCACCAAGUACUACGUUAUGUUUUACAGAGGGGUCAAAUACAUAUUUCCCUAAUUUAAGAUGCAAAUCAAUUUAUAACAUUUUUUACAUGCAUUUUUCUGGAUUUUUUGUUUGUUAUUUUUGUCUCCCACUGUUCAAAUAAAUCUACCAUUAAAAGUUUAGACCGAUCAUUUCUUUGUCAGUGGGCAAAUGUACAAAAUUGGCAGGGGAUCAAAUACUUUUUUCCCUCACUGUAUGGCAAUAAUUCUUUUCUUGAAAUGCUGUUGCUGGAAGACAGGAGCCUACUGGAGUGGAUAGUUUUUUGUAAUCAUGGAUUAGUGAGAGCCAGCAAACUUGAGCAGGCAUUGUUCUGGUUUUCCAUCUACUUACUCCACUACUGGUGCAAUCUUUGAGAUCAGUUUAGCUCACUUUGCAUUAUGCACACAUGGACACUGAAACACGUGUGCAUCUGUCUAAAUUAAAAUAUCUGCUUUAUACCUCUGUCAACAAACUCAGUCUCUUAUGAACUUGUGGCUGACAUCACUGACUUUCAGAGCCACAUCUUCUAAAAUGUUUGCAUCUUCUCCUGUAGAGGGGGCCAACGCUCCUCUCUGCGAGAUCCUUUCUUUCACAGUUUGUGGAGAGACAGUGAGUAAGAUCUUCAGGUAUUUUCUUAAGAACCUUUUCAGGACAUUUUGAGUGCUUUCUACUCUUACAUACCAGUGGCUUAGGAAAAGCCUCAGAUCACAGGCAUUAUGCAAGUACCUAGUACCUCUUCAACCUAAUCACCUAACUACUGAUAACAGGAGAAACUCCAGUCGUAUUCCCAUGUAAUUUUGCAAUGCUAAUUUAACUUUAUUGUAAAAUGACAUGGGUCAUUUAGCUGUUUUUUUAGUAAUUCUUCUAACUUUUUUCCAACAUAGUGUACUUGCCUCUGAUUUGUGCUCUUUAAAUGAUAUGCAGCUUUAAAAGACUAAAUCAUAGCCAUAUUUUCUGGAUUUACUUGUUUACUGUUAACAAUUUUUUUUAUUUAAAAUGAUGUAUUUUCUAGAUAAGAUUAAAUUACUGUGUUACUGUUUUUUUUUAAUAGCUGUGUUGCAGACGUUAAUCAAGUGGGAAUUUAUUCACUUACUGUGGUAAGCAAUAAUCACAAGAAUAAGAGCCUCUCCCAUCUUGCUUGUACUCUUGGAGCCCAUUAAAAGUGCCUAAAUGUAAAAAAACAAAAAAAACAUAUAUUUCUAUUUUAAGAUAUCCCUUCAGGAAGAUGCUUUUGUACUGAAGGUACUGUAUACUGUGUCACACAAUGAGACAAGACUGUAAUUAGAAUUGUGACGAAGUGUCUGCACCUUUGCUAAGAGCAUUGUGAGUGCCCAUGUAUUACUCCGGUGCAUUUCACUGGUUUGUGCACUCUGUUUCUAUUCGUCAGUAUCAGACAGCUACAUGCUGCUCUGUUGUGGUCACUUGUGUGGCUAUCCCUCAGGCUAUGCACAAGGACCAAGGGAAAAACAGCGGAGGAAGAGUGGACAGUUGUUGGUGUCUCCAGAGUGCCUGGAUGCCAGAUGGCUUUCGGAUUGAUUUUCUGGUCCUCUUCCAAUUCUUUACCGCUAACCUCUCCCUUUUGGUGGAAGAGGUCUGCAGCAGAGGACUUGGUUUUGGACUUGCGUCAGCCAAUUCCUCCUUAGAUGAGCACCUGUUACUCAUGUGCUUGAGGUUUGAUUUAUGAAUGGAAGUCAUCUAGAGUACAGUUUUUGGCAGCAGAAACAGAUAAUGGAGGAAACCGAAUGAAGCAUUUGUGACCUUCCUUACAAUUAACGUUCCCAAGCUAUUCUCUUUGGUAGGGGGAUAAUCAUAUUGACAUAGAUUUUUUUGAUUGAUUCAGAAUGUGUACUCACAAUAAGAUACGUGGGAUUUGGAAAAAGACCAGUUUGUCAGUACCACCGCAGGGACCUGAGUAGACUCAGGAUACCUUCAUUUGCCAAAUAUAAUGAAUGCACAGUUAUGUGCAGGAACAUGGUAACGUGUGCAUAUGCACUCACAUAGUACAAGCCUAAAGAGACCAUGCAAGAUUAGCUUUACUUGCCGCUCUAAACCCAUAUUUAUACUAUUAUUGCUGCAUGAAGAGCAUUGGAUCAGGAGAUAGCUGCACUGUGUAAGAUGAAAGCACAAAAAGUUCCAAGUGUAUUGAAAGUUGGACACACAGUACUUUGUGGGGUUAAAGUUCCCAAAAAUCAUUUUGCUGGCACUAUGAGUGGAACCUGAUUGUAUGAUAUGUGCAAUGGACUAAAUGACCAGUGGGAAGAUUAUAGUCUGUUUCACAGAGGGAGUAGAGGGGCAGCAAUCCCAGGAUUGUGUGAACGUUUUGGACGGCAAAGCUCAAUCUCGGUCUUAAUAGAACAGUUUGGGAACAGGUUGUUCCUGAGGUGUUCAUGGCCCUUGGCAAUCGGGCAGUUUCCCUGCAGUGAUUUGAGACUAAGAAAAGCUGCUUCAAUGAGUAAAGAGAUCAGUUUCAUGUAUUCAACACUUGAGAAAGUGACAGCUUUUCCAUUCCUAUUAGUUUGUGUCUUUAGCCUGUGAGUGCUGUAUAAAUAUUCUAUCCUGUUAUUAAAAGGGUUAUUUAUUGUCCCCUGUGGUCAUCUGUUAUGCUAGACAUAACCGAUAGUAAAACAAUUUUUAUGUUGUUGUUAUAUUGUAUGCUAAUUUGAUACGUUGCACACAGCUGCAAUUAAACAGAUUUUUGCCCAUCAAAGAUCAUAUCUCUGGCGGGUCCUAUAGGGAUAUAAUAUCAACCAAGCCCGUGUCGUAAACAUUGGAUAUUCCAGGGAUCUGCUGGAGCACUUGAACCUGUAAAGUGGCUGAUUGGUCUGUCACCCAACCCUAAUAGACCAUGCAGUGCUGUUUUACAAUAUCAUGUUUUACAACAUCAUGCCCAUAUCUUCUGUUUAAAAUGGUAAACAAUUCCCAUUGGACACAUUUCAGUUAUUUAAGUGGUAAACAUGCACAAACAAUACUGCUGGAAUCUAACACUGUGUCUGGUAUAUUAAUGCUGUCAGUAACUCCAAUGGCCUUAUAUUGUUAUUAGUAAAGUGAAGGAUAUGAUUAAUGAUAUUUUAAAUUUGAUGGAUCCAAUAAAUGGAUCUGAUGUCAGUGAA